CCCACGGGCUCCCGGAGGGCUCCUCGCAGGGGACGGGUCAACCUGGACUCUCUGGGCGAGCGCAUUAGGCGCCUCGCCGCCCCCACGCCGCAGACCAUAAGGCAGACUCUCCAGAGGACACUACAGCAUUAUGAGCAUCAAGUUAUUGGUUACAGGGAUGCUGAAAAAAACUUCCACAAUAUUUCCAACCGAUGCUCCUACGCAGACCAUUCUGGCAGUGAUGAAACUGAUGAUGUCUCAGGAAUUCUCCAGCGUACAGCAAAUAUUCUUGGUUUGAAGUUUGAAGAGCUACAAGAGAAAUUUGGGGCUGAAUUCUUCAACAUCUGCUUCAAUGAGAAUGAGAGAGUUCUUCGAGCUGUGGGUGGCACCUUGCAAGAUUUUUUUAAUGGCUUUGAUGCUUUGCUGGAGCACAUAAAGACUUCGUUUGGGAGGCAGGUCACUUCAGAAUCCCCUUCUUUCCUAUGCAAAGAACUCCCUGAAGGCAACCUUAUGCUUCACUACUUCCACCCCCAUCAGAUUGUUGGGUUUGCCAUGAUGGGUAUGGUUAAGGCAGCAGCAAGGAAGAUCUACCAACUGGAUGUUGAAGUGGAACAGAUUGUAAAUGAUAAACUAUGUUCUGAGGACUUAAACCCAGGCAACUGCAACUGUCUCACUUUUAUUAUCAAAGAGCGCGAAAAUGCAAAUAUCACAAAAGCGCUUCCUCUAGGGACUUCUCAGUCCCCUUCUGAUCUGAGGAUAAGCAUUAAUACCUUCUGCCGAGCUUUUCCUUUCCAUCUGAUGUUUGAUCCCAGCAUGCUGGUGCUGCAGCUGGGUGAAGGACUGAGAAAGCAACUCAAGUGUGAAGCUCAUAAGACCCUGAAGUUCCAGGACUGCUUUGAAAUUGUUUCUCCAAAGAUUGCUGCCAUGUUUGAACGAGUCCUUCUGAGACUGUCUACUCCUUUUGUGAUCCGAACCAAACUUGAAGCAUCUGGCUCUGAAAAUAAAGACAAGGUAAUGGAAAUCAAAGGACAAAUGAUCCAUGUCCCAGAAUCAAACUGUAUUUUGUUUUUGGGCUCACCAUGUGUGGACAAGCUGGAUGAACUGAUGGGUCGAGGCCUCCACCUUUCAGACAUACCAAUUCACGAUGCUACCCGUGACGUCAUCCUUGUCGGGGAGCAGGCUAAAGCCCAGGAUGGCUUGAAGAAGAGGAUGGACAAGCUUAAAGCAACAUUAGAACGAACACACCAAGCUCUAGAAGAGGAGAAGAAGAAAACAGUGGAUCUUCUGAUCUCAAUCUUCCCAGAAGAAGUGGCUCAGCAGCUCUGGCAAGGGCAGCAAGUUCAAGCCAGGAAGUUUGAUGAUGUUACCAUGCUCUUUUCAGACAUUGUUGGCUUCACUGCUGUCUGUGCCCAGUGUACUCCCAUGCAAGUGAUCAGUAUGCUCAAUGAGCUUUACACCAGAUUUGACCACCAGUGUGGAUUCCUAGAUAUCUAUAAGGUGGAAACAAUAGGUGAUGCCUACUGUGUGGCCGCAGGGCUCCACAGGCAGAACCUGAAUCAUGCAAAGCCAAUUGCCCUGAUGGCCCUGAAGAUGAUGGAGCUGUCAGAGGAGGUGCUCACACCAGAUGGAAGACCAAUUAAGAUGAGAAUAGGGAUUCACUCAGGAUCUGUUCUGGCUGGAGUUGUUGGGGUGAGAAUGCCUAGAUAUUGUCUCUUUGGCAACAAUGUCACCCUAGCAAGCAAAUUUGAGUCAGGAAGCCAUCCACGCCGCAUCAACGUCAGCCCAACGACCUAUCAGCUUCUGAAAAAGGAAGAAAAUUUUAUCUUCAUUCCUCGGUCCCGUGAAGAGCUUCCAGAAAACUUUCCAAAGGAAAUUCCUGGGAUUUGUUAUUUCCUGGAGGUCAGAACUGGGCAGAAGCAGCCAAAGUCCUCUGUCACAUCUGCCAGAGUGAGAAAGAUAUCCUACAACAUUGGCACCAUGUUCCUUCGGGAAACGAGCCUAUGAGGCCUGUUGCAGAUCAAAGACUCAUCAAAAAAGCACAAGCCCAGAACUGGGUCAUGACAGGAGAGAGGAGAUUCUUUCUUUUUCACUGCAUAGUUCCAAGAAAGCAGUAAAAGCUCUAUGAAAUGUCAGGCAAUAAUUCUUUUUAAAGGUGGGUGACUGCUGUCGGUAAACAAACUGGAAAGUGGCAAACAAGGGAGCAGGGAUUUUUUUUCUUUUUUUAACAAAAAUCAAAUUAAACAAAAUAUUUCUCUGUUGCCAGAGAUUCUACUGGUGAUAAAUGUCAGAAUGGUGGGGUUUGUUUUAAAAAAAGGAAUCUAAAUUAUGCAGUUGUUGAUGGGGAGACAUUCCUCUAAGUCGGAGGUAGCUUGUAGCUCCCUAGUUAUCAUUGGAUGCUAACUCCUAUCAAUUAGCAUGGCCAGGGAUGAUGAGAGUUGUACCAUAAUAACAUUAAGAGGGACCCAGGUUGCUAACCAUAACAUCCAUUAAAAUAGAAUACUUUGUGGAUUGUACUGCUUUCUUCUGAAAUGGGCCAUUGUUUUAUGCUCAAGUAGGAUCCUUGCCACUGUUCUGAACAUCCUCUUUUUAUGUCAAUAGAAUCAGGGUACUCCUGAUUCUUUUGGUCAUGUGCGCCUAAACUAUUUAUAUAAGAGUCAUAAACAGUGGUAGUCAGUGGAUUACACUCCAAAAUUCAACCAGAGACUGCUCAGAUUAUGAUACAUUCCUACAUUUGAGGGAAUUAUUGCUGAGGGUAAGAAUGCUUCUGGUUUAUUGCUGUUCUUUAAACACUUCGUACAGGUACUGUAAAGAUUAUUUAUAACCUUUUUAGCAGGAGAAAUUUUAAUUUGGGAUAUAAUAUAUUAAGGAUUUUACCCUUUUUUAAAACUACAUUUCACUUUUAGGGCAAUAUUCUAUAAAAAUUUGAAGCUGGCCAGCUUGUUUAUAUUUGAUAUGUAUCCAAUUUCUGAAGUUUGUUGCAGUCUUCAAAGAAUGAUAUUUUAGUGAUUUUCAUUUUCUGCCAUAUGUCUUAUCCAUCUAGACCCAUGUUCACAUUACUUAUGCUAAUAAUAUAUAUCCAAUAUCAGGAUAUUAUAAGAAAAACCAUGCUGAUCAUGUUCAGUAACUGGAAGUAGAGUGUCCCAAAACUGAAUCCUCAGUUACCCUUGGUAAAGUUUUAACCAUUUAAUGAACCAGAUCAGGAUGGUUCUCAAAUAUGCUUGUGAUUUGAACUUAACUCUGAUUAACACUAUUUCUUCCAUUAGUAGGAAAUGAAACACACCUAAAAGUCUGCGGUUCAACCUUAUUAGUACUUUAUCCCCUGAACUUCUCCCACGCUGUCAUGGUAUGUUAUAAGCUUUGUAGUGUGCCUCACUUAAUCUACUGUUCCCUGUCCCAGUUGUUAGCAUGGAUUAGAACCUCCAGCUAUGAAUAUCGAUGGAUUUAGAGAGAGCUUGGGGCCGGGGGGAAAGUAAUACAUCUACAAUUACUUUCAUGCCCAAUCAUAAUGAAAUAUAAUAUUUUAGAAAUAUCCUAUAAAAAUAAAAUUCCAUCUAUGAAACUUCAAAUUCUUGAUAUCAGUUGUAAAAAACGUGAAUGAUCUUUAGUGUCUUAGAAAGCUUGAUCCCAUGUCUCUCUUUUAUUAUACUUUCACCACCCUGAUUAUAAGUAUUGCUUUGUGGCUGUUAGAGAAUAAUCAAGAUUAAAUAAUUUUGAGUAUUUGCAUGUAGGCUGCUAAUGUAAAAUGACACCCUACAUUAGAGAAUUCUGAUAUCUUGAUAGGACUACUUCAGAGUAAAUCAUUCAGGAGUGUCCACAGUGAUGAUCACUAGCUCAAAAUGGUAGGCACAACUUAAGCAAUUGAAGCCCUGCCCCUUUGUUAUUCCAUACAAUGCAUACAGUACACAUUAAAAAGGGGUGGGUCUGCCCAGCUGCACCCACCAUUUUGAGGUCAGUAACUGUUGCUGCAGACACCGUAUUUGAAAUCAUUUGAGUACUAUAGUUUGAUAAAUAAUAAAACUUCAUUUGGAUAUUUAGAUCACUUCAUAUCCAUUUUUCAUGCAGAAUAUUGCAGAGAUGUUUUCAUUUUAAAAUUUCUAAUAUUUGUACCCUAUAUCAUGUAGAUAAGUAUGCUGUAGAAUUUUAUAUUCUUCUAUAUCUGUAUCAACCACAUGUCAUAUUGUGCACUCAAGCCAAAUCACUAUGCUUGAAAGUGUAUCAAGCAAUAUAUGGCUAAUAGUUAAAUUAUAUGGCCAUUCAGAUCUCAAGUAUGGUAAAGAAUCAAAGCUUUAUGGAGUGACAAGGCUAAUAAAUUUGUUGAGGCAUCAGUUUUUAUGGACUACAGCCUAUUUUAUCACAUGCAUGCAGUAUUUCCUCUGAUGAACGUGAGUACACAGGGUAUACUUAAUAAAUAUAGACAGAAAUGAAUGAGAAGAGAGAACUUGUAAGGGAUAGUAUAAAUUUUAAAAUAAUUUUGUGUUGAGUUCGAGAUAUUCAGGAUAAGAACAGUAAUUUUUGUUUGGGCUCUGCAUAGAUUUGCAUUUCAUGUUCUUUUGAGACAGUAUUUAUGCUUUUUUUCCUCUGUCAAUGCACACACGUCUCUCCCAGAAGAUUAUAACACUUCAUCCAACAAAGUGGUCUCUAAUCCACAAAAGUCAGUGCCACAAUAAAUCAUGUUAGCUCUUAAAGAUGCUGCAGGAUUCUUAGCCACCUUGUGUGGCAUAAUUCAACACAAUUUCUGUAGAACCUUGAUGAUUUAUACUUGUAUGAUUCUUGAUGUCUGAAGGUGAAGCAUGGGAGCAUAUUAUAUUUCUCUGUAUUUUGUCCCUAGAGCUUUCUCAACAGUUAAGAUAUGGCUGGCAAAUCACUUCUGCAGUGGUACCUACAAUUGAAUGGUAAUUUGAAACUCAGCCUGUCUAUGAGUUACAGAUGAGCACUCAAGUUCAUAUUUGUACAGCAGUUUUGAUGUUAAAAGCCAAACAAGGAUUUAAGAAGACAGAUGCUGGGUGCCUUUCACUGUAAAGGUUGAUUCCCUCUUGAUUCAGAAAGAGAUCACAUGGGUUUCCAAGUAGGAAAAGAGGAUAGUUCUCAAAAAAUCACAACUUUUUUCAAAAUACCCCAAAGCACAGUAGUCCAAAUGAUAUUGUGCUUUGAUUAGUCCAAAAGGUACUGUACUAGUCCAUUUUUUUCAGCAAUUUGAAUCAUUCUAGCAUAAUGAUCAAGAUUGCAAGAAAUCAAUGAAACUCUUAAAACAUAUUUUGCUGUUAGUGCUAAGUAGAAACGUUUGGGAAAAGUUAAGUGAACAAUCAAGAUGAAUAAAUUUGGCAAAGCUAUAGAGACCAUCUGGGUUAAAAUAAAUGGUAGAACAAAUAAAAGCAAUACUGUUGUUGGUGUGUACAAUCACCCACCUAACCAAAGAAAAGAUGUAGAUGAUGCCUUAUAAAAGCAAACUGCAGAUCUUUCAAAAAGUCAUAAAAUCAUAAUGGGAGACUUUAAUAACCUUGAAUCUGCUGGGAAACAAACUAUACCAAGCAGUUUUCUCAAGAGAAUUCUGACUUGUCUUGUUGACAAGAGGGUGAAGAAAGGUUACAAGAGGAUCAUCUGUCCUUGGACUUGAUAUUAAUCAAUAGAGAAGAUGCAGUUGGGGAAGUAGAAGUUGCAGGAACAUACUGUAUGUAAGUGACAAUGUAAUACUGGCAUUCUUGAUUUUAAGGAAAAGCAACACUGCGCAUGGUCAAACAAAUUUUGGACUUCCAAAAAAAAAAACAUGUUAACUUAGAGCAGUGAUAAGUAGGAAUCUGUUAUAAGAAAAGUUAAUGGAAAGAGAAGCUCAUGGCAGGUGAGGAUUCCUGAAGACAACUGUGAACCAUUUCAGUGAGAAGAAAAAAUAGAGGACAGUUGAAUAAGCCAUAUGGUUACACCAAAUGCUUAGUGAAAACAAAAACAGGUGAUGUAUAGGGCAUGGAAAGACAGCUUUCACAAAGAAAGAGUACAAAGAGAACUAGCCCAGAAUGGGGGUGGGGGGAAAAAAAGCUAAGAAUGAGCUAUGGUAAUAAAAUGAAAAAGAAAAGGGCAAAAUGCCAACAGGUAAUGAAGAAAAGACCAAGGUACUCAACUUUGGUUCAGUCUUCUCCAACAAAAAUUAAUAUACAGUCCAUCAGGAAAUUGUGAAGAACAAUUUGAAGGGUCAGGAUUGAAGCUUGAGAUUGAU
This is a messenger RNA of Python bivittatus (Burmese python), 6187 nucleotides long. RefSeq names its product guanylate cyclase 1 soluble subunit alpha 2 (gene GUCY1A2). Lineage: Eukaryota; Metazoa; Chordata; Lepidosauria; Squamata; Pythonidae. Gene Ontology annotation, molecular function: heme binding; guanylate cyclase activity. Gene Ontology annotation, cellular component: guanylate cyclase complex, soluble. The record is from RefSeq and is a predicted model, not a curated record. Gene Ontology annotation, biological process: response to oxygen levels; cGMP biosynthetic process.